UCGUCAUGCGCGACUACGACGCGGCCACCGCCUUCCUGGGCGAAUGGGGCCGCUUCCAGCGCCUCAUCUUCUUUCUGCUCAGCGCCAGCAUCAUUCCCAAUGGCUUCAACGGGAUGUCGGUCGUGUUCCUGGCCGGCACGCCCGAGCACCGGUGCGUCGUGCCCCGCGGGGCCAACCUGAGCGGCGAGUGGCGCAACGCCAGCAUCCCGCUGGAGCUGCGGGACGGGCAGGAGGUGCCGAGUCGCUGCCGCCGCUACCGCCUGGCCGCGCUCGCCAACUUCUCGGCGCUGGGGCUGCGACCCGGCUCCGACGUGGAGCUGGAGGCGCUGGAGCAGGAGCCGUGCCUGGACGGCUGGGAGUACAGCCGCGAUGUCUAUCUCUCCACCAUCAUCACCGAGUGGAACCUGGUGUGUGAGGACGACUGGAAAGCCCCACUGACCACCUCCCUCUUUUUUGUGGGGGUCCUCAUCGGCUCCUUCAUCUCGGGGCAGCUCUCAGACAGGUUUGGAAGGAAGAAUAUCCUUUUUUUGACAAUGGCUGUGCAGACUGGCUUCAGCUUCCUGCAGAUCUUUUCCACCAGCUGGGAGAUGUUCACAGUGCUCUUUCUCAUUGUGGGGAUGGGACAGAUCUCUAACUACGUGGUGGCCUUCAUUUUGGGCACAGAAAUUCUUGGCAAAUCAGUUCGUAUUCUAUUCUCUACAUUAGGAGUUUGCAUAUUUUUUGCAAUUGGCUACAUGUUGCUGCCACUGUUUGCUUACUUCAUCAGAGACUGGCGGAUGCUGCUGCUGGCGCUCACUGUCCCGGGGCUGUUCUGCAUCCCGCUCUGGUGGAUCAUUCCUGAGUCUCCUCGGUGGCUGAUCUCCCAGGGAAGAUAUAAAGAGGCAGAAGCUAUUAUCCAAAAGGCUGCAAAAAUGAAUGGCAUUCCAGCCCCAGCUGUGCUUUUUGACACUGCAGAGAUGCAGGAUUCGAAGCCCCAGCAGCAGCAGAAGGCUAUCCUUCUGGACCUAUUUCGAACCCGAAACAUUGCAACUAUUACUAUUAUGUCAUUACUUUUGUGGUUUUUCACAUCAAUUGGUUACUUUGGCCUGUCCCUCAGCACUCCAGACUGGCAUGGGAAUGCCUAUGUCAACUGUUUCCUCUCAGCUGUUAUUGAAGUUCCAGCGUAUGUGAUCGCCUGGCUUCUCCUCCGCUCCCUCCCACGGCGCUACUCCUUAUCUGGCACCUUGUUUUUAGGGGGAAGUGUUGUCCUCUUCAUUCAGCUGGUUCCUGCAGAACUUAAUGUCCUGUCUGUUGGACUGGUGAUGCUUGGGAAGUUUGGCAUCACAGCUGCAUUUUCAAUGCUUUAUGUCUACAGCGUGGAGCUGUACCCCACGCUGGUACGGAACAUGGCAGUGGGAGCCACCUCCACGGCCUCCAGGCUGGGCAGCAUCAUCGCUCCUUACUUCGUUUACCUGGGUGCCUAUGACAGAUUCUUACCCUACAUCCUGAUGGGGAGCCUGACUGUGCUGAUUGGGAUCCUGACCCUGUUUCUCCCAGAGAGCUUUGGCAAUCCACUGCCCGAGAGCUUUGAGCAGAUGCUGAAGGUGAAAUGUUUCAGAAAUGAGCAACAGACCACUGGCAUAAGGAGUUCCAAGGAGAGUCCUAAAAGUCUGAUAACACCUUUGUGAAGAAAGACACACCCCUCAGAGGGGCUGAAAGAAGAACAAAAUCGUCUCAAAAUGCAUUUGCUGCCAGAGGAAAAUGAACAAAACCCAACUGCACCAUAGUUGUUAUCCCCUGUGCUGCUGUCCCCAGAUUACAUGGUAUACUGACCAGAUGCUGUCUGCUCCUGCAGGACCAUUAUUCUUCAUUCAGUGUCCUGUUCCCUGCUGUUUGUCAGCAGACACAGUCCCCAUUGAGAAAUGGGGGCCUGUCUGUGCUGAACACAAGUCAAGGAGUAAGCUGGAAGUGAGCCUUAGAAAUAACACAGCAGUGACUCCAGGCAGUCAGGUACUCGAUAAAAGCUGCUGAAAGGGGAAAAAAAAUAGCAAACCUAAUGCUGGUGUUUCUUCUCACUUUGUGUGUUGACUGGAGGAAGGGGAGCUGGGUGUCUGCCUUUCAAAACCUGAAAGAAACAUCCUGGCCUCCUUUGAAAUCUGUGACCAAAGCCCAUAGACUAAGUGGAGUCAAAAUUCAUUUGUAGCAGAGCAGACACAGACUUCCCUGUAAGGACAUGGGUUGUAAACGUGCCAUCAGAGUGGCUUUAGGUGUCACUUGCUUUUCCCAGGACCUGGGAUCCCCAUGUUCCUGUAGAAGCUGCUGCUCUUUCAUAAAGCCUGAGCCCACCCAAAACCCUCAGCUUUGUGAAUCUUCAGUGUCUUUGGGGAAGGGGGAAAAUCUUGAGCACUGAGAAAGGACUGUAAUUUGCUGACUUUCUGGUGGGUCACACCCACUUUCAACAGAAAAGUGAGCUGUAGCAAAUCCAUGAUCCUGUCCCAACGUGCCAUGCAUUAUAGCUUUCAGGUUUUUCGUGGUAUGUGAGCAUAAGCAGUUUUUUAGCUCUCUUGGGGUGUUGUUUUUUCUUUUUCCUGAAGUAUUUAAUUUCUUCUUUGAAUAUAUACCACUUUGUUCUGCACUGCAAAACCUUUGUAGAAUUUACAAACUUAAAGGCGAUUUGAUGCUCACAAAAAUCUGAUUUUCUGUACUGGAUAUGUUCACCUGCAGCUAUUAAAAAUUCAAAAGGACUAAUUUGGGACCACGGGGUUUUUUAUUAUA
Molecule: messenger RNA, 2754 nt
Organism: Melozone crissalis (California towhee)
Lineage: Eukaryota; Metazoa; Chordata; Aves; Passeriformes; Passerellidae
Gene: SLC22A4
Product: solute carrier family 22 member 4
Exons: 10
Coding region: 6-1667 (553 amino acids)
Biological process (GO): transmembrane transport; carnitine transport
Cellular component (GO): membrane
Molecular function (GO): ATP binding; transmembrane transporter activity
Source: RefSeq, a predicted model, not a curated record